Paramecium primaurelia is the source of this 761-nucleotide messenger RNA. The record is from the annotation of a GenBank genome assembly. NCBI's taxonomy places the organism in Eukaryota, Ciliophora, Oligohymenophorea, Peniculida, Parameciidae.
AUGUCAUAACAAUUUUAUAGUAAAUACAGACAUUUAUUUGAAGAUGAAAUGUUUGAUUAAGUCAAGCUUGGAUAUGAUAUGUAAAUGGCACCUCCAUAAUUACAAUAAUAAUAAUAAAUCCCUUAGUUUAAAUUUACUUAGCAACAACCUAAAUUUUAACUACAAUAAUCUCCUAUAAAAUAAGAAUCACCAUUCAAAAUUGGGCAAGUUCAAAAUUAAUACAAAUAACCUUAGGUUUAAUCUUUUUAACCUUCAUCAUAAGAGAGAUCAUCAUUGAGUAGAAAGAAUUUUAAUGAAGAUAGAAUAAGGAAAUAAGUUAUGCAAGACAAUAUAUUUAAAUAAUCUACAUUAGAAUAACGUUAGACAGAUAGAGUGUAUUAAUUAAAUUAACCUCAAUAAAAUUAACAUCAAGAACAACCUUUAUAAGAGAGAAAGUAGUAGCAAUAGACUUAUAAUGUGUUCUAAGAUUAAGACAUUUUAGAUGAUUAUGCUCCUAAGAAAUAAAGAUAAUAAAUUUAGACUACUAAUGACAAUUCAUAAAUAAAUAAUAUUCAUAAAGUAUAUCUCUAAAGAUUGUAAAUUUGAAAUAUAUUCUUAGAAAUGAUCUUGAUUAUAUAAGGAAAAAAUACCUUGAUCCAAAACAAUUGGCUAGAGAUAUUGAUUAAAAUAAUCCUUAUAAAGCUGCUUUGAUGUAGCGUAUUUUAUCUUAGAUGAAUGGAAAUUAAAGAAAGAGUAAAUUGAAAGAAGCUUUAAAAAAUUGA